Messenger RNA from Paraglomus occultum, 1443 nucleotides. Lineage: Eukaryota; Fungi; Glomeromycota; Glomeromycetes; Paraglomerales; Paraglomeraceae. The record is from the annotation of a GenBank genome assembly.
AUGUCCAGAUCUAAUAUUGUAGAUGUCAAGCAUGUUGUAAAGGACAGUACGCGCAAUAAGUGCAGGUUAGCUGAACGUACGGAAGUAAAAAACGAGACGGGCAAGAGCAACAUGAAUGAAAAAAGUUCUUACUUCAACGUUAGGCACUUGAAUGUGCGUGGAAAUGGUAAUAGUGACGUCAAUGAAGCCAUGACAAGUUCAUUACCGUCUCCGUCAUUUGCAACAAUCCAACGUCGAGAAUUUACUGUGUCCGCAGUUUAUACAGACACGCAAACCGGCUUUGGUCAACCCAAAAAGCUGGCCCUGCCUUCCUACGCUAUAAUCCUGAUUAUCGCUGGUGGUUCCGUAUUCAUCCUCGCAGCCAUAACUACGAUAGUAUGUUUGGUUCGAAAAAAAUCAACCAAAAAACUGGCACAGAGAAACUCCGUUGGCUCUGGUAUAUACGCGUUUCUCCCCCAAAAUGGUAACUUACGGAAUAAGGACGAGGAAGGGAUCGGAUUUCGGUACGAGCCAAGUCGGCUAUUGCCCACCGUUGAUGAAGAUGACAAGUAUCCGGAACAACCGACUCAUCCAAUGAGUUCUGUUGAUCAAAAUCGCUUCGGCAGCGGGCAUCCCAGACCCGUUGUCAAAAUUCCUCCGAAUUAUACACCGGACAUUCAGAUUGCCCGUCAUGAUGGAACUGUCUCUACGUCUCCGCGGCCUAAUCAGAUAGGCUCAAGUUUACCUCAAGCAAGCGGAAGACAGAACGUAAGUUUCAAGAAUGAUGCAGAUCGAAGGAAUAAAACUAGGAUAAACACGGGUAUUCCGCCACUAGAUACUAACGUUGGGAAGCAGGACGGAAACUAUGGAGGCAACCAAGGGUCACGAUACAGCACUGCUAUACGCAAUCAGGCAUAUCGUGGGCACCAUUAUUCGCCCCCUAACCCCAUUAUACCUAAACCACGUCGAUCUUCACUUGCGCAAUCAUCACCAGUGUCGCCAGUAUCACCAGUGUCACCAUUAUCGACAACAUCACAAAUGCCGUUAAUCCAAGAACGUGAAUCAUACGCGCCUCCACAGAAUCGCCAAUCGCGUCUGCAGCGCUCACGCGGAACUUCACGUUAUAACCGCGGACGGUAUGGGAGUGCGGUUCAAUCACCUGUUUCUUCUUCUUCCGGACAGGCAGCAACGCAAAGGUAUAGAACAGAUGAUUAUGAUUGGAAGAAUUAUCACAAACGUGGCAAUACGAAUGCAACUGGGAGAGCAAGUGGGGAUGAAGCUACGCAUGUAACUACAUACACAGCGACGGAUGCUAUUGGUAUGCGUGAGCCGACAUCAUUUGGUGAUCGUAAAGAUGAGAAUGAAAACGACUAUCUAACUGUUGCAAGUCCUAUAUUGGACAAUAAGUCGACAGGAUAUCUGUCUGAUGAAAUGGGUCAUAGUGAGGUCGAAACUAUGAGAUAG